UUUAAGUAGUUGAACCGCGCUUUAAAACGAACGCACUUAAGUUACAGCAGCGGUACGAGCAGCAGCAGCAGCAGCACCAGCGGCGUGCUUUCGUAGCAGCAGCAGCAGCAGAACUUCUUCAACCGAGAAGGAGCUGUAGUGACAGUUUUCAGCUGGAUUUUCUAGCAACUGAUCCUUAUCAUCCUGGAGCUCAACUUUGAACGGCUUUAAAACAAAAAGCGGUUUUUUAGUAAAGCAAACGCACCGAAACCCGAAAAAAAACACUUGCCCAAAAGCCGUACGAGCGGUGCUCGAAAAACAAACAUCACAACCUGCUACUACUACUACUACUACUACUACCGAUUCCGAAGUGUGUAGUGCAUUUAAGUGAGUGUGUGUAAAGUGAGUGUGUCGUACGGGAAACACAGCCCGUCGAUAGUGUGUGCGCAUCUCAAACCAAUCCAAGUAGACCUGUUCGGGACAUCGACACUUCAUUUUGUGAUAGAAUUUCAACGCCGUCGGUAGCAGCUAAAUUAAUCCCGUGAAAUCUCUUGCUCGUGCCCGUAGCAACUGUUCAGGGGACAGAAAGCGUCAACCCAAACAAUCUGUACUACUCAUUGCGUCUGUGGCCGUCGUGAAGUGAUUUUGUUGUUUUAUUGAAUCAUCCGUCGGGUGUCGUGUUUUUAACUUUUAACUGAGCGUGUGAGCAAUCUCAAAAUGGCCCUCCGUGUAGUUGGUCUCAUGAUACGCCAGGAGCUGUCCGGUCUGGCUAGCAAACCGUCGGUGCGCAUGAUCAGCACCAGCCGUGGACCGAAUUGUGCCAAGAUCCUGGAACACUCGCCGAACGCGCAGCUGAACAAAACGCUGCUCGAUCGGUACACCCGGCUAAAGUACGAUCCCAAGUAUGUGCAGGCCACGUACGUCUGGAUCGACGGUACCGGUGAGAACGUUCGGCUAAAGGAUCGCGUCCUCGACUACGUGCCGAAGAGUCCGGAAGAUGUACCGUCCUGGCAGUACGAUGGAAGCUCCACCUAUCAGGCGCUCGGUGGCAAUUCGGACAUGAAACUGGUGCCCCGUGCCCUGUACAAGGAUCCGUUCAAGGCCGGUGUGAAUGAUGUGAUUGUGCUGUGUGAUACGUACCAGCCGGAUGGUAAGCCGACCGCCUCGAACCAUCGGGCCGCCAUGCAGGACGCUUACAACCGUACCAAGGAUCUGGAGCCGUGGUUCGGUAUUGAGCAGGAGUACACGUUCCUUGACAUUGACGGGCGUCCGCUCGGAUGGCCGGUUGGUGGAUUCCCGGGACCGCAGGGCCCCUACUACUGUGCCACUGGUGCACAGAACGUGGUCGCCCGUGAUAUUGCCGAAGCGCAUGCCGUUGCCUGUUUGUACGCGGGCGUACAGUUUGCCGGUACGAACGCCGAAGUAAUGCCGGCCCAGUGGGAAUACCAGGUCGGACCGGCCCUUGGCAUGAAGUGUGCCGACGAUCUGUGGAUGUCGCGCUACAUUCUUUGGCGCAUCGCCGAAGAUUACGGCGUGGUGGUGACGUUCGAUCCGAAGCCGAUGGAGGGCAACUGGAACGGUGCCGGUGGGCACUGCAACUUCUCCACGAAGCCGAUGCGUGCCGAGAACGGCAUUAAGGCGAUCGAGCAGGCGAUUGAGAAGCUGUCGAAGAAGCAUGAUAAGCACAUCAAGGCGUACGAUCCGCGCGGAGGAAAGGACAACGAGCGUCGGCUGGUCGGGCGGCUCGAGACGUCAUCGAUCGACAAGUUUAGCUGGGGUGUUGCGGAUCGUGGCACCUCGGUGCGCAUUCCGCGUGGUGUGGCGGACGCUAAGAAGGGUUAUCUGGAGGAUCGUCGCCCGAGCUCGAACUGCGAUCCGUACGCGGUGUGCAAUGCCAUUCUCACCACCUGCCUGUUGGACGAAUAAGCAGCCUGCUCUCCCCCUUGGUCCUCGUCCCAUCUCCCCUCCCGUUUCCUUGGCGCCAACCCACCGCUGCUCCAGAAAGAUGAAGGAAUGAUGUCAGCACAGAAUGCACAAGCGAUCCCUUGCACACGCGAACCCUGGUAGAACAUGCAAGAAACUGCACCCGAACGGAAGGAUUGUGGCUGAAACGCAAAAUUCUAUGUAUACGUUAUUAUAUUUUCCCAACGCCCCUAACUGCUGUUCGUCCUUGUUUGCCGAAGGACAUUACUAAUUGUGCAGUUAUGUUUCCGUAGGGUGUCAUGACUAAAGAAACCCAUUCAAUGUAGGAAAGACUCCCACUGAGGGGAAUGGUAAUGGAAACAUGCGUGGAACAUGUCAAGACUUUCACGAUGCGAACUCGAUAGGACUGAAGAUGAUGAAGCCUGUGGAACGUGUGGUGCACGGAAUGGAUUAUAGCGUACAUAUUUGUGAGAGAUGCUUUUUACAGAACCGCUUUUUGAUAUAGAUGUGUUGUUGGUUUUUUUUUUUGUCUACAAGAAUGUUGUUACACGGAGGUAUUUUCUAUUUUACAACGCAUAGAACGCAAUUGUACAAAAUGUUUAGCGAGGCCAAAACGGUUCUGCAUGACAGAAAUGAGCGGGGGAAAAAACAAGAUUUUAAACGACUCAUUACGGGCAACUACUCUUUUGGGUUUUUUUUUAACACGGGAAUGGUGCAUUUUUAUGAUUUGUUUUUAAAGUACCAGCAACGCUACAUUUCAUCAAUGAAGCUCGUUUUAACUCAUUGACAAAAAUCGCGCGUCUUAAGGAGGGAAGAAAGUAACAAAAGGAACGCAGAGAGAGAGAAAAUAUUUAACGAACGGAGGGACAGCAAAGUGCAUUAUUUUGAGAGGGAUAUUAGCUUGAAAAGAACAAAGAGAAGAAAAAAUUAAUCGCAAAUUCCGAUCCUCGUUACCAUGCGCAGGAACAUUAAAAGCGACAAACACUUUAUCAAGCAUUACUAAGACAUGUUGAGUGAUUGUGUGUGGAAAAGAACGAGAGACAGCGAGAUAGAUAAAAAAGAUAAAAAAUUGUGUGUCGUAGCCGUUAAAUUACUUGUUGUUUUAGAAUGUAAGUCCAGUUUGAAGCAUAAGCGUCUAUCAGUGAAGAGAGUGUGCAGUAGAGAAGAGGUGGAGCUCUAAUAAAUCAAAUCAUCACUACACUAAACAAAAUUGCGUCUUUGAGUGUUCAAUUGGCAGCAGAUAAUUACACAACAAUAUAACGGGGAAAAAGAUAAUAUAGAAAUAUUAAUAAAACAAACACUUUCAAUCACA
Anopheles stephensi (Asian malaria mosquito) is the source of this 3214-nucleotide messenger RNA. It is a transcript of the gene Gs1, whose product is annotated as glutamine synthetase 1, mitochondrial. The record is from RefSeq and is a predicted model, not a curated record. Gene Ontology annotation, cellular component: cytoplasm. Lineage: Eukaryota; Metazoa; Arthropoda; Insecta; Diptera; Culicidae. The transcript has 2 exons. Gene Ontology annotation, molecular function: glutamine synthetase activity. The coding region runs from base 697 to 1905 and encodes 402 amino acids.